ACGUACGGUCCUGCAUGGACGUGGGGGUGAAUAUGUCAUAUUGAUUGUGAGAACAGCUGUGGGUGUGUGCGCAACAGGAAUGACCGGAUUGGAGGUUGCUGUUACGCAGUCAGUGACAAGCACCACCAUGAUUCGGGUGGCGGUAUCGCCUCACCCGUUGCUGCUCGUAAUGGUGGUGGUUACUAUUGCGGCGGCUCUUCCACAUGCUGUCAUGGCAAUUGACCUUGCCAAAUUGUAUGGACACAUUAGCUCGAAACGGGGCGAUGCUUGUCACCCGUACGAACCGUUCAAAUGUCCAGGGGAUGGUAACUGCAUAUCGAUACAAUAUUUGUGCGACGGUGCCCCCGAUUGUCCAGACGGUUACGACGAAGACUCGAGGCUAUGCACGGCGGCCAAGAGACCGCCGGUCGAGGAGACGGGCAGCUUCUUGAAAUCGCUGCUCGCCAGCCACGGUCCCAAUUAUUUGGAGAAACUAUUCGGCAGCAAGGCAAGGGACGCGCUCAAACCUCUCGGCGGGGUGGAUAAAGUAGCCAUAGCGCUUUCAGAGUCUCAAACGAUUGAAGACUUUGGAGCGGCAUUGCAUUUAAUGCGGGCAGACUUAGAACAUUUACGUGCCGUUUUCAUGGCAGUGGAGAAUGGUGAUUUAGGAAUGUUGAAAUCUUUAGGUAUUAAAGAUUCGGAACUAGGAGAUGUAAAAUUCUUCCUGGAGAAAUUAGUGAAUACAGGAUUUUUAGACUGAAUUAUAUUUGACCCUGCUGCAGAUUAUUUUGAUCAACCUGAUCCUGACUUGCCUUUAAGCAAGUACUAUUAUAAUUCUUACCUUCCACAUUAAUCUGUGUGUCUGUCUGUCUGUGUACCCUUUAUUCAGCAGCAGAGUCCGUUAUAAUCCGUCCCCCCUUUUAAUUCCUUUUCAUCAAAUCCCAAAAAUAAUGUGUAAAAAUUCAAGAUUCACUCAAACCUGUCUCAAUGGGUGGUAUCUUAAAGUAAUUAUAAAACGGCCAAGCAACCAGACUUAUGAUAUAUAUCGAGCACCAAGAUAUACUUUGGAUUAAAAAUCACAUAUCAUUAGUAAGUAAGACAAUGUGAUCACAUUUAAGUAAACACUUGAAUAUUUUUAGUAUUUCUAUUCUCUCGAUGUUUUUAACGAAACAACAUACAAACCGUCAUAUUUGUGAUCACUGUUCAGAUAUGACUCCCAAAUAUUUAUUGUGGCACUAAUCGUAGAUUUAGAUUACCGGCAGGUCCGGACCCUGUCCAUGUCCGUCAGGAGUUUGCGGUGGUCUCAACACUUUUUUGGCAAAAGGUGCAACCAAUCAAGUGGACAGUCCAAAGCACGGUCCCAAUCGGCUGGACAAAGCAAAACAAAAUGAAGACAGCACAACUGACGUGAUAGCUGAAAUUUCUUGUAAAGCUGCGCGCUUGAGGGCCUUGCGGGCAUUUUAAGAGGUUUCGACUGUUGACCGGCGUUGUAAACGCUCUUGUGAUUUUUGUACAUAUCAUGAUGAUGCAGAAACUCAAGUCAACUGCGAUGAUAACGACCUGACACUAUCGGAAACAGCAGUUCGACAUGAAUUUCGCCAUCUUAGACAUAGACACAAUCAUAUCCGCAUGCGAAUAUAGUCAAUAAGAUAUAUAUACAUAUUAUAUAUAGAUUAUACAAAUAUAAUAUAUUUUUUCGACUUGUAGUGGAAAUGUUUGUGUUUGGUGUGCGAUAAAAAUUAUUUAUCAAUGUUACCUCAAUCAAUUAAAUAUUUUAAUAAAAGGCUGGUUUCUUAUGUAUACAUAUCAAAUGUUUUUUAUUAUAAGGUCUUUGCAUAAUUUAUUUGUCAAGUGGAAUUUCUAAUUAAAUAAAUAUAUUAUCAAAGAAUA
Aethina tumida (small hive beetle) is the source of this 1869-nucleotide messenger RNA. RefSeq names its product IDLSRF-like peptide. The transcript has 4 exons. Gene Ontology annotation, molecular function: protein binding. The coding region runs from base 80 to 739 and encodes 219 amino acids. The record is from RefSeq and is a predicted model, not a curated record. Lineage: Eukaryota; Metazoa; Arthropoda; Insecta; Coleoptera; Nitidulidae.